UCCUUCCCGCCUUGCCUCUCAGCCUCUACGGAUCCGCUCACCAACCCUCUGGCUUCCCAGCACCAUUUAAGCCCCGCCCUUCCUUUAACAAUUUUCUCCCUAACCGCGUUUGGCCCGGCUCAGGCGCCGUGACAAAGUCUUUGCGCAUGUGCGGGGUGAAACGGGAAGAAGCCUCCCACAUUACCAAGGACAUGCUCCCGGGACCCUAUCCCAAGACCCCAGAAGAACGGGCUGCUGCCGCCAAGAAGUAUAAUAUGCGGGUGGAAGACUACGAGCCGUACCCAGAUGAUGGCAUGGGGUAUGGUGACUAUCCGAAACUGCCUGACCGCUCACAGCAGGAGAGGGAUCCAUGGUAUGACUGGGACCACCCAGACCUGCGGUUGAACUGGGGUGAACCGAUGCACUGGGACCUGGACAUGUAUAUCAGGAACCGUGUGGACACGUCCCCGACUGCUGUUAAUUGGAACCUCAUGUGUAAGCACCUCUUCGGGUUCGUCGCCUUCAUGCUGUUCAUGUUUUGGGUAGGGGAGACUUACCCCGCCUACCAGCCUGUGGGGCCAAAGCAGUAUCCUUACAAUAAUCUGUAUCUGGAACGAGGCGGUGAUCCCAACAAAGAACCUGAGCCAGUGGUUCACUAUGAGAUCUGAGGAGGCUUCGUGAGCUUUGUGUUCCUUAGCUGACUCCUUCAACUGGAGAAAUUUAACUUUAAUGAAACCCGUAAUAAAACUUAGUGCUGUGGUA
Molecule: messenger RNA, 741 nt
Organism: Cervus elaphus (red deer)
Lineage: Eukaryota; Metazoa; Chordata; Mammalia; Artiodactyla; Cervidae
Gene: NDUFB8
Product: NADH:ubiquinone oxidoreductase subunit B8
Exons: 5
Coding region: 147-647 (166 amino acids)
Biological process (GO): mitochondrial electron transport, NADH to ubiquinone
Cellular component (GO): mitochondrion
Source: RefSeq, a predicted model, not a curated record